AUGGGGUGCUGCGAGUCGUCUUUUAUACAUGCACAUCAACACCAGCACCACCACCUGGACACCUUUAGCUCCACUGCCACCACCAACCGUACUCCUCAACCGUCCAACGGUCGAGCCGAUGCCGCCAGAGUAGGAGCAGUGCCUGGAUUCUCGGAAUUCUCGCUGGCUGACUUGAAAGGCGCCACAAAUAACUUCAGCUCUGACUUUAUCGUCUCCGAGAGCCCUUGGGGCGUUAGGAAGCCGAGGCACAAAAGGCUUGCCAAUUUGAUAGGGCAUUGUUGCGAUGGCGACGAGAGGAUGCAGGUGGCGGAGUACAUGCCUAAUGAUACCCUUGCCAAACAUCUCUUCCACUGGGAGAAUCAAACCAUUGAGUGGGGUCUACGACUAAGAGUUGCUCUGAACAUUGCUGAAGUAUUGGAUAACUACAGUAGUGAAGAUCGCCCAUUGUACCAUGAUUUAAAUGCAUGUAGGGUUCUCUCUGAUGAGAAUGGCGAUCCUCGGCCUUCAUGUUUUGGAUUGAUGAACAACAGCAAGGAUGGAAAAAGUUACAGCACCAAUCUUGCAUACACACCUCCUGAAUAUCUAAGAAAUGGAAGGGUGACUCCAGAAACUGUUACACUCAGCUUUGGGACUGUCUUUUUGGAUCUGCUCAGUGGAAAACACAUCCCUCCCAGUCAUGUAAGUAUUUACCGUGCCAUGCACUUGUUCUCCAAUUGUCGGCCGGUCCAAGGAGGAAGCCAGAAGCUUCUUGAUCAAACGGUUGCCACAGUGGAUGCCAUCACGGCCAUCAGUUCUCCACCCUCGGAUUUCUCAGCCGUCGAGAACGUCUUGGAUAUCGACGCUGACUGCUGCGAAGGGAUUGUUCAAAAAAUGAAGGGUUUAGAUUUAGGUGCAGAUUGUACAGGCAGGAAAAGGAAGGCACAGUUACAACCAUAA
This is a messenger RNA of Malus domestica (apple), 936 nucleotides long. NCBI's taxonomy places the organism in Eukaryota, Viridiplantae, Streptophyta, Magnoliopsida, Rosales, Rosaceae. The record is from RefSeq and is a predicted model, not a curated record.